This is a messenger RNA of Leptonychotes weddellii (Weddell seal), 8027 nucleotides long. The record is from RefSeq and is a predicted model, not a curated record. Lineage: Eukaryota; Metazoa; Chordata; Mammalia; Carnivora; Phocidae.
ACUGUGGUGUUUAUUGUCCAAAAAUUUAGACUUAUCUUUACUUUUCCCAGGUUUAAGCCGUUUUUUCCAUUCCAAACUUCGCAAGGAUUUGAAGAAGAUGAAGAAGAGCAUAUCCAUAUACAACAAUGGGCACUUACUGAAGGCCGCCUUAAAGUUACAUUGUUAGAAUGUAGCAGGUUACUUAUUUUUGGAUCCUAUGACAGAGAAGCAAAUAUUCAUUGUACACUCGAGUUGAGCAGUGGUGUUUGGGAAGAAAAACAAAGGAGUUCUAUUAAGACGGUUGAAUUAAUAAAGGGGAAUUUACAAAGUGUCGGACUUACACUUCGUCUUGUCCAGUCAACUGAUGGGUAUGCUGGGCAUGUCAUAAUUGAGACGGUGGCGCCAAACUCGCCUGCUGCACUUGCAGAUCUUCAGCGGGGAGACCGACUGAUUGCUAUUGGAGGUGUGAAAAUCACAUCUACCCUGCAAGUGUUGAAGCUGAUCAAGCAGGCUGGGGACCGGGUCCUGGUGUAUUACGAGAGACCUGUCGGCCAGAGCAAUCAAGGUACAGCACUGCAAGAUAAUUUUGGGCAGUUGGAAGAAAACUUUCUGUCAAGCUCAUGCCAGCCAAACUAUGAAGAGGAAACCACUGGGUUGGCAGUAGAUGCUGAAAAUAGAGAUUUGGAUUCUGAAUUUGAAGACUUGGCAAGUGAUGUCAGAGCACAGAAUGAGCUCAAAGAUGAGGCUCCGUCAGUAAGUCACAGCCCCAAACGUACUCCAUCAACACUUUCUGUUAAACCCCUUGGAACGAUAUCACCAGUUUUAAACCGUAAAUUAGCUGUAGGAAAUCACCCACCACCACCAAAACCUCCAUGUAAAGAGGGAAAUAAACCCUUGGCCCUAAAAGCUUCUGAGUUAACGGACCCAACACAAGUGUCAAAACCCACCCAGGGAUCCACUGUCAAACCACUCGUGCCACCACGACCACAAGUGAAAGUUCCUUUGCCUUCUGCCGACACCCCAAAUCAGACAGAACCCGAUGUUCUCCCUGAAAAGCCGGAAAAGGUGCUGCCUCCUCCUCCUGCGGAUAAACCUGCUGAAAAGCAAGCGAAAAAUAUGGAUCAUACAGAAGAUGUAGCUGCAUCUAAGCCGUUUUUAGCAAAGCAAGAAGUGGCGAGAGAUUUUACUUCAGAAAGUUCCUGCCCUCCUAAGGACAGUUCAGAUGACCCUCAGACGUGGGAAUCAUCAGAAAUUCCUUACCGUAAUAAGCUAGGAAAAUGGACAAGAACCAGAGCAACCUGUUUCUUUGACAUAGAAGCCUGCCACAGAUACUUAAACAUUGCACUGUGGUGCAGAGAUCCUUUCAAGUUAGGGGGUCUUACCUGUUUGGGGCAUGUCAGCUUAAAACUUGAAGAGGUGGCCUUAGGAUGCCUGGCCACGUCAAACAUGGAAUACUCUUCAAAAUUCAGACUGGAAGCCCCCUCGCCUAAGGCAAUGGUCACGAGAACCGCACUACGGAAUCUGAGUAUGCAGAAGGGAUUCAAUGACAAAUUUUGCUUUGGUGACAUUACCAUUCACUUCAAAUAUUUGAAAGAAGGGGAACCAGACCACCCUACAGUUACUAACUUAGAGAAAGAAAAAGAACUCCAUUUGGUCGAAGAGGUUUCUGCCCUACCUAAAGAGGAACAUUUUGUUGGACAGAUGGGUUUAACAGAAAAUAAACAUAGUUUCCAGGAUACUCAGUUCCAGAACCCAACUUGGUGUGAUUACUGUAAGAAAAAAGUGUGGACUAAAGCUGCUUCCCAGUGUAUGUUCUGUGCUUAUGUUUGCCAUAAAAAAUGUCAGGAAAAGUGUCUAGCGGAGACACCUCUUUGUGGAGCAACUGAUAGGCGGAUAGACCGGACCCUGAAAAACCUCAGGCUGGAAGGACAAGAAACCUUCUUAGGCCUGCCUCCUCGGGUUGAUGCUGAAGCUAGCAAGUCAGUCAAUAAAACAACAGGUCUGACAAGACACAUCAUCAAUACGAGCUCUCGUUUGUUAAAUUUGCGCCAAGUCUCUAAAACUCGCCUUUCUGAACCAGGAACUGAUCUAGUGGAACCGUCACCAAAACACACACCCAACACAUCAGACAACGAAGGCAGUGACACCGAGGUCUGUGGUCCAAACAGUCCUUCUAAGCGGGGAAACAACACAGGAAUAAAGUUGGUGAGGAAGGAUGGUGGUCUGGACGACAGUGUUUUCAUUGCAGUUAAAGAAAUCGGCCGUGAUCUGUACAGGGGCUUGCCUACAGAGGAGAGGAUCCAGAAACUAGAGUUCAUGCUGGAUAAACUGCAGAACGAAAUUGACCAGGAGCUGGAACAUAAUAAUUCCCUUGUUAGAGAAGAAAAAGAAGCAACUGAAUCAAGGAAAAAAUCCCUUCUUUCUGCUGCUUUGUCUAAAUCAGGUGAAAGACUACAAGCUCUAACACUUCUCAUGAUCCACUACAGAGCGGGCAUUGAAGAUCUUGAAUCUUUAGAAAGUCUGUCUUUAGACCAGCACUCCAAAAAAAUAAGCAAGUACACAGAUGAUACAGAAGAAGACCUCGAUAAUGAAAUAACCCAACUAAUAGACUCCCAGCCAUUCAGCAACAUAUCAGAGGACUUAUUUGGCCCAUCAGAGUCUGUUUAACAGCCUAUUUAAACUGUCCAAGUGAUUGGGGAAAAGUUGCAUCUUAAGUACCACAGAUAACCCACAUGUAAGCCCUCUUCUAAUGCACUUCGGCCUGCUUCUCCACAGCCAUUUGCUUGUGUAAGAACAAGAGUGAAAGGAGGUUGUUUUCCAGCAAAAACAUGACCAGCUCACUAAAUUGGUUGUUUCAGAUUGCAUUUAUAGCUAUGCGUUUUUGGGUUUAUACUGGGAAUUUAUUUUUACUAAUUUAUUUUUAACUUUUUCUAAUUAUGUAAUUAUGUAAGCUAACUUUUCAUAUUUAUGUGUACGUGUGAUGUCUCAUUGUGUUACUUUCCUUCAUCUUAGUUUUGAAUGAGUGUUAAAUAGGAUACUGUCCAAAUUCUUGAAGUCUUUUCAUUUCCAUCACGGUUAUAACAAGUUUGCUGCAUGCCCAAAUUGACAACGGCAAUCAUUGAGGGAACAGGUUUUGAAUCUUCAUGUUAGGAAGUUUGUCAUCUCUACUUGCUUGAAAUUUUUGUUACUUUGGGGUUUUGAGGGUGGUUUUUUGUUUUUGCCAAAUGUAACAUAAAAUUUAUGCAGAUGCUGCGGCUUUAGUCAGUUACACUGAUCAGUAAAAAAAAAAAAAAAAAACGUAUAUUGCUUGCUUUCUAUCCUGUGAAUUUUCUAGUUUUUGUGCAGUUUUAGUGAGAAUACAGUUAUUAACUUGAAGAGGUUGCAUUGACAAACCAAAUGUAAUAGGAAAUAGAGAAUGCAGUUGGUCAAGAAUUUUGUAGAGAAGAUUACUAAAAAAAAACAGUAACCAGUAGGAUUUUGAAAUAAAAUCUUUCGAAAUGGGGAUGCUUUCUCCUUUUAAAUGGAAGUUCUGAACAUUUGAUUUUUUUCAUCUUCAGUUCUCCCAUGGGAAAUAAAGCAUGUCAAGGAUAAAGUUUCAGAGGACUGUUCUUAAAAUGACCGUGUUGAUAACUGGGUUUGGCUGUUUUGUUUUAGGAACAUUUUCAUGCAGGAGGAUGUCGUAAAGGAAAGGAAUCAUGCAAGAUAGAUUGACAUGCUGCAGGUUGAAGGAAUGGUGGUCAUUCUGAACACAUCUAUAGUUCAGUCUUUUGUUUAAAAAAAAAUAAAAACAGUAUAGAUACGUAGGAAUUGGGAUCAGUUCUCUGAUAAUAAAGAUCUAUUCCAAUACUCGGUCCACUGUGUGGACCCCAGUAACAUGUGACUGAGGGAAAACGUGUGAGCAUGACCUCUGUUGGUAUACCAUGAAAGUCUUGGCCUUUUAUAGGUCUAUUUUCCUCUUAUAGGUAACUACUGUGAUAAAUGACAUAUACUAAAGAUUGACAUGAAUUUAAAGGUAGGUGGGACAGUUUCGAUGGCCGGCAGGAAGAGGCAUAGUGUAAGAUGUAAUAGUGAGGGUUCUGGCCCAGGUUUAGAGCCCAGAACUCCAGGCAAGAGUUAAAGGUCAAGCUCUUCACUGGCCAUUAAUGAACUUUAUAAUCACAAGAGGCUUCCAUGCCGCAGUCUCCCCAGCUCCAAAGUAGGAAUAAACAAUACUUUAACUACCUCACAGGAUUGUUGUGAGGAGAACAACAGAACUGCAGAAGUGUUCUGAACAGUAAAAAGCUAUUCAAGAAAAGCUAUGACUCAGAUGGGGGACAAAAACAUUUUUGAAGGUAGAGGAGUUAUUCUACUUUUAUUAAGUGAACUUUAGGAAGUACCUUUAUUGGCCAAGUUUAUAACAAAAAUAGAUCUGUGUAUCCCCUUUUUUGUGUUAAGCAUGUUUGCAUUUUAAAAGAACACUGCUGUAGAGGUCUUUAUACACCUACUCUGAAAGCUAAAAAAAAGUUCUGUAACGUGCUUGAAACAAUCUGCCCAAUGUAAUAACCAACUUUUAUCUUAUGAAAAAUAACUUACCGGUGAUGACCUGGAAGGCCAGUGUCUGUAAGUGGCUGGUGUGUAUGGAUGGAUGACACCACAGGAGUUUUAGUGACAUCCAAGCAUGCUGCUGAAACCGAUGCGUUUGAAAGAGCUGCAGAAAUAACGCAAAAUUUUGGUUCAUAAAAAUCUCCUGUUUUAAAAGUAUUUAACUCUGUAGAACCACAAUUAUGAAAAGCUCAGUAAUGCUGCUAAUGAUAUUUGUAAAAUCUACCUUUAAUGUAGUGCAAUAUUUUUCUAUCUACUCGGACAGGCAUUAGAAGCAUCACAGUUGUGCUUUAGUGUGGGGGAGGGGGGUCACUCCAAAUAGCCUAGGGGGUAGUGAGGUGUGAGGCUUCCAUGAAAACAGUUGUAUUCUAUUACAUUCCUGAUGUAAUCUUGCUGCCAUGCUAUGUUAUCAAUAGCUAAAAAAUAAUAAAAAGAACUACCACAGAAAACAAGAAUAUCUUCAUUUGCUAACAUCUGAAAGAGGUGAUUGCUACAUCUCUGGAAUUACCGCCUGCUAGAAUUUGGCCAUGCAAACAAGCUCUUCACAAAGUCCACUUUUGCUAAACAAAAUUGCUCUUUUGAAAUUUGCCUAAAAGCAUUAAAUUCUGGUUUUACUGUUGUUUUUUCUAAGCUGUGAAAUCUCAGAUAUAUGGAUCGGCCCUGCUAUUUAUUAGGAAUUAGACUAUUUUCUGUAUUUCUGGUAUUUAGGUGAGGUGAAGAACUAGGUUAAACAAUCACGCUAAACAAUAUUUUAGCAUUAUUUUGGAAUCAGAAUUAAUAUGCUACAUUUCCUAAUAUUAAGUCCUAUACUCAAGUAUCAGAAUAGGUGAAAUACUAUUGGCUAUUUUAUGAUUUGAGAAGAGAAAACAAGCUGAAAAUUGAAGGGUACUGUCAAGCUCUAAAUUUAUCUCGAUUUUUUGAAAGGCAGUUUGAAAAUACUUGGCUCCUGAUAACAAAGAUCUUAAUUUCCCUAAAAGUGAAUAAAUUUAAAAUCACUUUGAAAAUGUAUUAUCUUUUUUUCUAAAUUGAGGUAAUAGCUUUCUUUUAAUAGAAGGCUUGGGGAAGGUUUAGAGCCCCUCUAAGAUCAGAGUAAAACUGCGAUUCUCGUGCCUGUGAGUCUCAUGCCUGAAAGAGACGUACGUACACACCCUGAGUUGUCUAGAUUCCAGGGCCCUGUGGGCUCACCAUGUGGAAGAGCUUAGUUACUUCCAUCAUAUAUGGUUAUUUGUUCACGACAGUCAGGAAAGCAAUUUAACUUUAGAAAUGCAAGGGUAACUUAACUGGGCUUUUUCCACAUUGACACCAUGGGACUAGUUACAGAUUUCAAUUUAAAGCCAAUUUUGCAAAGCCAAAAAGUAGGGUUCAGACUAACCUGAAAUUUUACCUGAUGCCUGCAAGCAGAAAAGAAUAGUUUUUAAUUAGAUAUUCACAGUCAAUACAUUAUGCAUUUUAUUCCAAUGAUGUCUGGUUUAUAAAGGAAUACAAACAGGCACAGUGGUGUUCAGAAGAUUUAUUAAGGAAACUAGCUAAAACAAGUAUGCACAUACACUUAGCAGUCAGAAGAAAGAACUGAAUAUUCUUUGCUACCUCAGUAACGAUUUUGUAUCUGUUUUGCCAGGUACAAACAUAAGAACCCACCUCUGCUCAAAAAAACAUUCAGGGAGCUGUAUGUUCACGGUUCUGAUACACUGAGAAAAAAAGCCUCACUUCACAGUUUUGCUAAGGCCAGAAUUUUAGUCCUAUAAAAGACCUUGUAAUUAUCCCCCUCAGAUAUAAUUGAUACUUUUGCUCCCAAAACAGUUCUGAAACACUCACGUCUUUUACGUUCUUUCUAGAGAUCAACAGUGGGCAUGCCUCUGCCAGUCAUUCUUGAAGAGACUGAAGCCUUAAAGGCAAGAAUGAAAUUGGAGUAAAUCAUACAGUAUUGUGGUCAGGGAGAGCCACCAACCCUCUAAGAGAAUUGAUCUGCAGCACGUUCUUGCAGGGUCUCCCCUGUGGGAGUAGAGAACAAUCCUGAUGGUUUACGUUAGCCAUAUGAAAGUGCUAUCAGAGAUUUGUAAGUUGCCCGGUGCAAAUAUGUGAAUAGGAAACUUGUUUGCUUCCACCACACUGCACUUGAACACCAGAUUUCAAGUCACUCCAAGAAGCUUCAUAAAGCUACAGAGAAGCUUCAUAAAGCAAAUGGAAAGAAAGUACCAGCUACUCUUAGAGGUCGAGUCCUUGUUCUAAAGCUCUUUGCUCCUUGACCAAGUUAACAGAAACACAAUUUUAGCUAACAAAAUACAGACAUUAGGUAAUUUUUGUUGAUUGCAGAGCUCUAGAAUUUACAAGUAUUAUCUGAGACAUUCUACACUAUCUGCACACUCCAAUCACAUCUCAUACAAAACCUGAUGGCAACUGACAGUGCUAACACAGUAUUUGCUGUUAAAUUGAAAAGGCACGUCAAUGUUGUCAUGCUUAGAAAAACCACAUUAUACAGCACUAGAUGAUAGAAGAAUACACAGACAUUUCUAGAUGUUUCUAGGGUUUUUCUGUCUUUGAAAGGGAAUGUGUCCUGACCUAUUAUUUUUACCUGUUUUCCUAAUGUGAUUCAAGAUAAUUUCAUUCCUCCUCCAUCUUCGUUUAAAAUUUUUCACAUUAAUGUGAACAACCUUCAGAAGUCUAAAAAAUAAUAGUUGCAAUUCAAAACUUAAUAGAUUCCUAAAAGACACUUGGAUGACCUCUUACCAGGUCAAAGAUACGGUCAGAUUUUUUUCAUAUCAUAGCAGCUAUUAGCCUUUUAAGUUUCUAAAAGUUGAACUAAGUUUCUAAAAGUUAAUAUAUCUUAGGCUUAAACAACCUCGACAGUAUAAGGUGAAUCUACCCUCAAUUUUCUUUUCAUCCUAAGACAAUCAAAUAUAUACUAGAAAGGGAAAGCUAGUUGUUCAUAACUAUACUUCUGGGUGCUUUUCUCUGCUUUCAGAACAUUUACUAUUUUCCCUAUUGGCUUUAGUAUCUGCUGCCCGCCACACGACAUGUAAAUACAUAAUUUACAACCAUCUGUUUCCAGGUAGAUGAUUCUGUAGAAAACUAAUGCCAGCCACGAUUAUGGGUAAGUCCAAAAGAUGACGGACUCAACUUCCUGUCCUCUGCAUCUGAGAUAACUAGCUUUUAGCUCAGAAAUAUAUUGAUAGUAAUUACAAGUUAACCACACUGUGUCACAACAACAUAUGCUGUCUUGAUUCUGUUUUUCAGACUUCCUUCUAGUUUCUCAGUGUUGGAAGUGUCUUGGAGAUAAUGUGUGCUUUCAUUUUAAACACUCAUUACCAAUAUUCAGAAAAAAUAGAUUUUUUUGCCCAAGUGUUCAUGAAUGUAAGUUUUUUAAAAAUUAUAUUUGAUUUGGAUUCAAAUAUUUAUAGAUUUACACUAUAUCUAUUUCGUCAAAAUAUAUUGUACAAUAUUUAAUAAAAUCAAAUACGUAAAAUAAA